Molecule: messenger RNA, 2613 nt
Organism: Cajanus cajan (pigeon pea)
Lineage: Eukaryota; Viridiplantae; Streptophyta; Magnoliopsida; Fabales; Fabaceae
Gene: CHR18
Product: chromatin remodeling factor18
Biological process (GO): DNA repair; replication fork processing
Cellular component (GO): nuclear replication fork
Molecular function (GO): ATP binding; DNA endonuclease activity
Source: RefSeq, a predicted model, not a curated record
AGAAAAGUUUUGACGUUUGGAAAGAGAAAAGGGAAGAAAACACAGAGCGGCUUUUAAAUUUUGAUUUUUGUGUGUGUGAGAGAGAGAGGAAACAUCCACGCCCAUGGAAGUGGAGGACUGGGAUUUGAGCGCAGAGGACCUCGAUUCUCUCGAAAGAGACGCUUUCCAGAAAAUUGCUCAGCUGCGCAACCCUUCUGCAACCCCCAAACCCCUUCACCAAACUGUUGCUACUUCAUCCCAAGGAGCAAGUACGUCAUUGAAACCAGGGACAAGCAACGCUCCAUCUGUUGCAGACAAAAACUCAAAAGAGCUGCCGAAGUUUUCGGUAAAAUUUUUUCUUCAUUCCAGUGGAAAUGUUGCUGCGAAGUUUCAGUAUGACCAGGUAGUAGUUGCUGCUUUUCGUAGAAUCCCCAAGUCUUCUUGGAAUGCAAAAGAACGGUUAUGGAUGUUCCCACUAUCUUCCUUGUCCGAAGCAGAAAAGGUACUUGGAGAAAUAUCUGGUUAUAAUGUUCAGGUGGAAAACUUAGAUUCGUUAGUGCAACGUGCCAUUGCAGCAGCAUCUGCAGUUCCAGAUCUCCAAGAUCGGUACCACAAGAUCCCUAGUUAUAUUGAAACAAAGCUAUUACCAUUUCAGCGAGAAGGUGUUAGGUUUAUAUUGCAGCAUGGAGGACGUGUUCUCUUAGCAGAUGAAAUGGGGCUUGGGAAAACUUUGCAGGCCAUUGCUGUAGCUUCAUGUGUUCAGGACUCAUGGCCUGUUCUCAUACUUGCACCGUCUUCGUUACGCUUGCAAUGGGCUACUAUGAUUCAACAAUGGCUGAAUAUUCCUUCAUCAGAUAUUGUUAUUGUCUUACCUCAAACUGGUGGAUCAAAUAGAGGAGGUUUCAAUGUAGUAUCUUCAAGUGCCAAAAGCAGCAUUCGUCUGGAUGGACUAUUCAACAUUAUUUCAUAUGAUUUGGUGCCAAAGCUACAGAAUAUGCUUAUAACAUGUGACUUUAAGGUUGUGAUUGCUGAUGAAUCACAUUAUCUGAAAAAUGCUCAGGCAAAGAGGACAACUGCUUCUCUACCCGUCAUAAAGAAAGCUCAAUAUGCAUUAUUGCUUAGUGGAACACCUGCUUUAUCCCGACCAAUUGAACUAUUCAAACAGCUGGAAGCUUUGUAUCCUGAUGUAUAUAGGAACGUUCAUGAAUAUGGUAACCGGUACUGCAAGGGUGGAUUUUUUGGAGUUUAUCAAGGUGCAAGUAACCAUGAAGAGCUGCACAACUUAAUGAAGGGAACAGUGAUGAUUCGCAGGCUUAAAAAGGAUGUUCUUUCUCAACUUCCCGUAAAACGCAGGCAACAGGUCUUCCUAGACUUGGCUGACAAGGACAUGAAGCAAAUUAAUUCUUUAUUUCGAGAGUUGGAGAUGGUAAAAGCCAAAAUUAAGGCAUCCAAAUCACAAGACGAGGCUGAAACACUCAAGUUUACUCAAAAAAAUCUUAUUAACAAGAUAUAUACUGAUUCUGCAGAAGCCAAGAUUCCAUCUGUUCUUGAUUAUCUUGGAACAGUCAUUGAGGCAGGUUGCAAGUUUCUUAUAUUUGCACACCAUCAGCCAAUGAUCGAUUCAAUACACGAAUUUCUUCUUAAGAAAAAAGUGGGUUGCAUCCGAAUUGAUGGACGUACGCCUGCUGCAUCCAGGCAACAAUUGGUUACCGAGUUUCAGGAAAAAGAUGCUAUCAAGGCAGCAGUGCUAUCUAUUAAAGCUGGAGGUGUUGGGUUAACUUUAACUGCCGCCAGCACAGUAAUCUUUGCAGAAUUGUCUUGGACUCCUGGUGACAUAAUUCAGGCCGAAGACCGUGCUCAUAGAAUUGGCCAGGUGUCUUCUGUAAAUAUAUACUACUUGCUAGCAAAUGACACAGUUGAUGACAUCAUAUGGGACGUAGUGCAAAACAAACUGGACAAUUUGGGGCAGAUGUUAGAUGGCCAUGAGAAUGCCUUACAGGUCUCCGCCAAGGCCUCAGCUAGUCUGCCAGCAAAUAGUCCUUCAAAGCAGAAAACUCUAGAUCAAUUUGUGAGAAGAUGUGAUAACAUGGAUAUGUUGGAACACGAGCCCAAUCCCAAACGCCCCAGAAACUAACCAUUGAAGCGCAGGUGCUCAAAGUGGAGAAUAAUCGCAUGUUGGCACUCUUGCUCGUUCCAUGAGAAGGAAGGGCUUGUAUAGCUUGUUAGCACAAUUUGAAGCCUUAACUAUCAGCUGAUGCCGAAGGAACUUAACGGUUUUUUUAUUUUUGGAAUAUAUGGGAUGAGAAAUUGGAAAAGGUGAUCAGGUUUCCCAACAGAAUUUAGGCUUCAGAUUUUCUUUUAACGUCUUGUCCCUUUCAAUUGUUAUUGGGACUUGUAGAUAGUACAUUAUCAUAUGAAUGUAACAUGUAAAUUGCUUCACGCGAUACAGAUUUUAAUAUUGUUGCCAUGUCAUGUACGGUAUUUAAUUUUCUACUUAUAUAGGAACUUGAGUUUUGUAAAAGCUCUUUAUGAGUCUAGUCCUCCGAACGUGAUAUUGUUCACGUCAAUUGACCAAGGUUGGUUGUAUAAACCACACUGGAAAAAUUACAUCUCUUCCUUUUCAUUUUCUCCUUA